Messenger RNA from Penicillium verhagenii, 1302 nucleotides. RefSeq names its product ubiquitin-conjugating enzyme E2. The record is from RefSeq and is a predicted model, not a curated record. The transcript has 8 exons. Bases 1 to 1302 code for a protein of 433 amino acids. Lineage: Eukaryota; Fungi; Ascomycota; Eurotiomycetes; Eurotiales; Aspergillaceae.
AUGUCUAAUCUAUGCCAAAAGCGCCUCCUUCGGGAACUCACUCUGUUUGAAAAGAAUGAUCAGCUAGCCAUGGCUAUUGAUUACAACGAACAGAAUGUUCGCGAGAUCAAAGCUCUUAUUAUUGGCCCAUCCGAGACACCUUAUGCCUUCGGAUUCUAUCAUUUGUCGCUUGUGUUUACUGAGGCGUAUCCUGCAGUCCCACCAACUGUGAAAUUGCUCAAUACUAACAGUGGAAUGACUCGGUUUGGUCCAAAUAUCUAUGCUGACGGCAAAAUUUGCCUCACAUGGCCCGGAACGCCACAGGAAGAAUGGUCUCAAGCCAUGGGGUUUGAGUCCUGCUUGCUUUCAAUCCAGACCUUGCUGGCUGAGAAUCCGUAUCGGCUGGAGCCAGGUUUCGAGGAAUCCGAUGACAAAGAAAACAUUGAUACUUACAAUGCCAAGAUAAGUCAUGAAAACUUGCGCCUCACUGUGAUCGAGCCUCUUGAACGUGAAAUGGGUAUCUCCCAAGAUCCGUUUCGACACGCGAAGUUUGGACAGGGAGAAGACGGCAAACCGAGCUCUGAACUUGGCUCGUUUAUCAAUUACUGCAAGCGACGCUUCCUAUGGCACCGAGAGGAAUACAUGAAAACGAUUCAAGCAGGCAUCGCGAGAGGAGUUGGCGGACGUCGAAGCACGCCUUUCCCCCUAACUCAGUUUGAAUAUCCAGGCAACCAAAUGGUAGGAAGAUGGGACUGGUAUGGCCUUAAGGCUCGGUUCGAGAUAUUGGAGAAAGCGGUCUCACAAGAAAUCCAAGGUUGGGCCACUGCCGGCCUUGAGCUCGCCAAGAAAGAUACUAAUCUGGCGUUCAACUUGCGGCAUCAAAUGAAGUCCGUUGUUGAACAAAUGGCCGUGCGGUCGCAGGCAGUGUUCAAUGUGGGAUUAGUCGAUGAUAACCCGUUCCUGUGGUACAUGACCUAUUUCGGUCGAGCGGGUACCCCGUUGGACGAGGGUGUGUUCAAGAUCAAUAUCCACAUCAGCCCCAACCACCCCAAAGUUCAGCCCCGGGUUUAUCUGGAUAAUCCAAUUCCUCAUGUGCGUGUAGCCUCUGAUGGAAUGUUGGCAUACCUUCCUCAGUACGCACCUGAGAUGGUUCGCCACAUCGAGGGCAUACUCUUCGCUUUAGAGGACACUGGCCCCGUUUACAAUCCUCUUAUGGCUGUCAACGGCGAAAAUACACGGCUUUUCUGGGGCACGCCUCAGGAAAAGAGAUUGUACACUCGACGACUUCGUCGAUGCGUGACUGAAAGUAUUGAUAAGCUUUAA